AUGAUCUUGACGCCGAAUCGCAUCCAUCGAGCCCCAAUAGGCUUUGGACCAGCGCCGUCGCCACGUCAAGCUCCGGAUGGGAGCAGGUUCGACUGGUCAAAUGCGCGCACCACCACGAUUGGUCUGGUCCUGGAAGCACACCGAGACUCGAUCAACGCCAUGCUGCCUGAGGGCUACGUUGUGGAUCGCCUGACACCGCACCCCACAGUGCUAUUCAAAGUGAUGGAGUUGCGCAACCUGCCCUGGCUGGCUGGUCGAGGAUACAACACGUUGGGCAUCUACCUCAACGAUGUCAUCUGCCAACGAGUCUCUCCGCCUGUCAAAGCGUCCACGGGCAGAGAGGAACUCGGUUUCCCUAAAGUGUUCGCCGAGAUUGCCGAUGCCACCAUCACGCUCACGGGUGAGCAGGAGAAAAGAGUCCAUACACUGAGCUGGGGUGGGUACGAGUUUUUGCGUCUCGAGCUAACCCUCGCCUCAUUCGACACGGUACAAAGCCCAGCACUGCAGCCAGACAAGAGGCUCUACACGCACCCCACAAAGACCGGCUUCUUGCACCAGCGUUACAUUCCCGCGGUGGGAAUCCCCGGCCAAGCCGAUGCCAACUAUGCGACGUUCUGCCCUCCGCCACCUUGGCCCCCUUCGGGCGCAGUGAAGCUCGAGAUUCAACGUGGGGGCUUCCAACACUUGCCGACACUGUACAAUGUAGUGGAUGCGCUGGCGGACCUCAAGAUCGUCGAGUGCAAAGAGGUGGCGCUGCAGCAGUUCAUCGGUGCUAGCGACCUAGCAAGCAAUCAUCGGAUCGAACAGUAG
Molecule: messenger RNA, 810 nt
Organism: Mycosarcoma maydis (corn smut)
Lineage: Eukaryota; Fungi; Basidiomycota; Ustilaginomycetes; Ustilaginales
Exons: 5
Coding region: 1-810 (269 amino acids)
Molecular function (GO): lyase activity
Source: RefSeq, a predicted model, not a curated record